AUGCCAACCCUGGAUGAUAUUUUAGAGCAGAUAGGAGAAUUUGACUUCUUUCAGAAACAAGCCCUCUUUGUCUUAUGCCUGCUUUCUGCUGCCUUUGUUCCCAUUUAUGUGGGGAUUUUUUUCCUGGGAUUCACCCCCGAGCAUCGCUGCUUCAGCCCCGGGGUGGCUGAGCUGAGCCAGCGGUGUGGCUGGAGCCUGGAGGAGCAGCUGAAUCACACGGUUCCCAACUGGGGUGGCCAUGGGACCAGUUUCAGCAGCCGGCGCAGGAGGGAACGGGGGAACUACCGGAGCGCUGUCCCCCUUGGUCCCUGCCAGGACGGCUGGGUCUACGACUCCCUGGGGACCUCUCUCGUGACUGAGUUUAACCUGGUAUGUGAGGACGCCUGGAAGCUGGACCUCUUCCAGUCGUGUGUGAAUGCUGGGUUUUUUAUUGGCUCCAUGAGCAUUGGCUACAUAGCAGACAGGUUUGGCCGCAAACUCUGCCUCCUGGUCACAGUCCUCAUCAAUGCGGUCUCGGGGGUUCUCAUGGCCUUUGCGCCGAGCUACACCUGGACAGUGAUCUUCCGGCUGAUACAGGGGCUGGUCAGCAAGGGGGGCUGGCUGACAGGCUACGUCCUCAUUGCAGAAUUUGUUGGCUCAAACUACCGGAGGUCAGUGGGCAUCAUUUACCAGCUUGCCUUCACCCUGGGACUCCUCGUCCUCACCGCUGUGGCUUACGCGCUUCCGCACUGGAGGUGGCUCCAGCUCGCGGUGACACUGCCCAGUUUCUUCUUCCUGCUCUACUAUUGGUGUCUGCCUGAGUCUCCCAGGUGGCUAAUAGCUCGAAAGCAAAAUGAGAAAGCUAUGGAAGUUAUUAAGCGCAUCGCCAAGGGAAAUAAGAAGAAGCUACCCCUCUCUUUCCAGAAUCUCAACUCUGAAGAAGAAGAUGGAGAAAAGCUGAAACCUUCAUUUCUAGACCUGGUUAGGACACCUCAGAUCAGAAAACACACGUUCAUUUUGAUGUACAGUUGGUUCACGAGCUCCGUCCUCUACCAGGGGCUCAUCAUGCACAUGGGAAUAGCCGCUGGGAAUAUGUAUCUGGAUUUCCUCUAUUCAGCUCUCUUCGAGUUCCCAGCCGCCUUCAUCCUCAUGCUAACACUGGAUCGCAUUGGCCGUCGCUACCCCUGGGCUGCAGCAAACAUGAUGACAGGUGUUGCUUGCCUCGUUACGGCGUUAGUCCCAGUCACUCUUUAUUGGCUUAAAAUGAGUGCAGCUUGCUUGGGCAGGAUGGGAAUUACAAUGUGCUACGAAAUUAUUUGUGUGGUAAAUCCUGAGCUGUAUCCAACAUUUCUCAGGAACCUGGGAGUCCUCGUCUGCUCGUCCAUGUGCGACCUUGGUGGGAUCAUAACACCCUUCCUUGUGUACAGACUCGCAGAGCUCUGGCAUGAGCUGCCCCUGGUCGUCUUUGCUGUGAUUAUUUUAAUCGACGGCGGCUUGGUUUUGCUCUUACCUGAGAUGAAGGGAAAGGCUUUGCCUGAGACAAUUGAAGAUGCUGAAAAUCUGCACAGGCAAGAGAGAAGCAUAGAAAAAAUGAUUUAUCUCCAUGUUCUGACCUCCGAAGCUGCCCCCAAGUAA
Molecule: messenger RNA, 1614 nt
Organism: Charadrius vociferus (killdeer)
Lineage: Eukaryota; Metazoa; Chordata; Aves; Charadriiformes; Charadriidae
Gene: SLC22A2
Product: solute carrier family 22 (organic cation transporter), member 2
Exons: 11
Coding region: 1-1614 (537 amino acids)
Biological process (GO): transmembrane transport
Cellular component (GO): membrane
Source: RefSeq, a predicted model, not a curated record